AUGUCAAUAAUUUCUUUGAGCAGGCAUCUUUUACCAAAUCCCAUAAGUUCAAAAUUUCAAGGAAUAGGCAUGUUCUCAGAAGAUGGAGAAUAUUUAGACUUUCUAAAGCCCGUCAAUAUGGAAGGGCCAGUAGAAAUUUGGCUUUGUGAGAUUGAGACAUCAAUGAGAGCCUGCUUGAAGAAUGAAUUUAAACCCUGUCGUGCAGCCCUAAAGAAAAUGUUAAACAAGCGAGAUAAAUGGCUUAUGGAAAAUUGUGGACAACUUUGCAAUGCUUGCAGUCAGAUUCAGUGGACUACAAGUUGUACGAGGGCAUUAAUGCAUUGUAAAAUUAUGGAAAGUAAGAAACCAAUGAAAAGAUUAAGAAAGAAGCAAAAUCAAGUUUUAGAUAAAUUGUCUGAAAUGAGCAGAAAAGAUCUCAAUAGACUUUCCAGAUUAAAAGUGAAUGCUCUCAUUACUAUUGAAAUCCAUUGCAGAGAUGUUAUCGAUAAAAUGUACAAAGCAAAUUGUAUGGAUGUUGGUGCAUUCGAGUGGUUUUCACAAUUAAAAUUUUAUUGGGAUCGUGAAAUAGAUGACUGUGUUAUUAAGCAAACAAAUACCUCAUUUAGAUAUGGUUACGAAUAUAAUGGUAAUUCUGGAAGGCUUGUUAUUACACCUCUUACCGAUAGGUGUUACAUAACACUGACAACUGCUUUACACUUAUACAGAGGAGGAAGUCCUCAAGGUCCUGCUGGAACAGGAAAAACAGAAACUGUAAAAGAUUUGGGAAAAGCGAUGGGAAUGUGGGUAAUUGUGAAUAAUUGUUCUGAAGGGUUGGACUACAAAAGUAUGGGAAAAUGCUUCUCUGGACUAGCUCAGACAGGUGCAUGGGGAUGCUUUGAUGAAUUCAAUAGAAUAAAUAUUGAAGUAUUAUCUGUGGUGGCUCAACAAAUACUUUGUAUAUUAUUGGCAAUUUCACAGAGACUGAAAACGUUUGUUUUUGAAGGUAUUGAAAUAAACCUUCAACCGACUUGUGGGAUCUUUAUAACAAUGAAUCCGGGAUAUGCAGGAAGAACAGAACUACCUGACAAUUUGAAAUCUAUGUUUAGACCAAUCGCCAUGUGUGUUCCAGACAGCAUGAUUAUAGCGGAAAAUACUCUAUUCAGUGAUGGAUUUCAAACUACUAAACUACUUGCAAAGAAGCCUGUUCAGAUAGCCAUUACGAAAGUUAUCCAAUUAUACGAAACGAAAAAUUCAAGACAUUCCGUGAUGAUAUUAGGUAAUACUGGUACUGCCAAAACAGUUACAUGGAAAUCAUUGAAAGGUGCUAUGGGUCGACUAAAAAAGCUUAACAAAGCGGGAUUUAAUGUUGUUGAAGUUUUUCCUAUCAACCCAAAGGCCCUCAAUUUGGGAGAAUUAUAUGGGGAGUACAAUUUGGCAACUAACGAAUGGUUGGAUGGUGUUAUAAGCGCUACUAUGCGAACUACUUGUUCAGAUACUAGUCCAAAUGAGAAAUGGAUUUUAUUCGAUGGGCCGGUAGAUGCAGUUUGGAUAGAGAACAUGAACAGCGUUAUGGAUGACAAUAAAGUAUUGACGCUCAUCAACAGUGACAGGAUUACUAUGCCACAACAGGUUUCACUACUUUUUGAAGUGGGUGACCUAUCUGUGGCAUCUCCAGCUACGGUCAGCCGUUGUGGAAUGGUUUAUAAUGAUUACAAAGAUUGGGGUUGGACCCCGUUUGUAACAUCAUGGAUUCAGAAGCAUUCAAGAAAGGGAAAGCUUUUUCAAGAAACCGUGAAUCGUUUUUUUGUCGACUUAAUGGGAACAACUUUGGAAUUUCGUCGUUUAAAUUGUCAAAGCAUAAUGAACUUUUCCGAGCUGAACUUGGUUGAUACAUUAUGUAAACUACUCGAUAUAUUUUUAACACCCGAAAACGGUGUUGAUCCAAAUAAUGAAGAAUCCUUUGAGGACAUUGCAAAGUUAUGGUUUCUGUUUUGCUUAGUAUGGUCUGUUUGCUGUACGGUGGACGAAGAAGGUAGAAGGAAAUUGGAUAAUUUCCUUAGAGAAAAAGAAGGCGUAUUUCCAAUCAAAGAUACAGUCUAUGAAUACUACGUUGAUGUUAAAAAUAAAGCUUACGCUGCAUGGGAAGACAAACUUUCAGCAACUUGGAAAUUCGAACCAAGCAUUGCCUUCUAUAAAAUAGUAGUCCCAACUGUAGAUACCGUACGGUACAAAUAUGUUGUUAAUACCCUACUUUCACAUGGUCACCCUUGCAUGCUGACAGGUCCCGUGGGAGGAGGAAAGACAUCUGUUGCUCAAUCUGUGCUCGCUGGUAUUGAUAACAACAUAUAUUCUGUGCUGAAUAUUAAUAUGUCAGCGCAGACAACAUCGCUAAAUGUACAGGAGACUAUUGAAAGUAGAGUGGAAAAGAGGACAAAGGGAGUCUUCUUUCCCGUAGGUGGGAAAAAAAUGAUAAUAUUUUUGGAUGAUUUUAAUAUGCCAGCUAAAGAAACUUAUGGAUCUCAGCCACCACUGGAGCUUUUGAGACAAUGGAUUGAUUAUAGUUUUUGGUAUGACAGAUUGAAACAGACAAGAAAGUAUAUAAUGAAUUGCUUCUUGUUAGCAGCAAUGGGUCCACCCGGAGGUGGAAGGCAAAUGAUUUCCGAGAGAAUGCUAAGUAAAUUUUGUUCUAUUUACAUGACUUUUCCAUCGGAAGCCCAAAUAGCGCGUAUUUAUGGAACAAUGUUAAGUCAGCAUCUUCAACCGUUUCAUAUAGAAGUUAAAGCUCUUGGGAAAGAAAUUACAGAGACAACCAUUGAACUGUAUAACAACGUUGUGGCUAAGAUGCUGCCAACUCCAGCUAAAAUGCAUUACCUAUUCAAUUUGAGAGACAUCUCUAGAGUUUACCAAGGUCUUUUAAGAGCACACAAUGAAUACACAAAUACUAAACCAGGAAUUCUCCGACUUUGGGUUCAUGAAAGUGUUAGAGUAUUUUAUGAUAGGCUUAUUGAUGACAAGGAUCGCGAUUGGUUCCUUAACCAUAUACAUGAACAAUUAGGAAAACAUUUCGAGAUAACCCUUCAUUCUAUUUGUCCUAACUGGACCAUCCCAACAUUCGGUGAUUUCGUAAACCCUUGGAGAAUUUAUGAAGAUUUGCAAGAUCCAAACAUUGUCCGAAAAUUUAUUGAAGGGCAAAUGGAACAGUACAAUGUGUCACCUGGUGUUGUUCGAAUGGAUUUGGUACUUUUUGCAGAUGCUAUUGACCAUAUUUGCAGAAUUACAAGAGUUAUUUCUCAACCUAGGGGAAAUGUAAUGCUUGUUGGAAUUGGUGGUGGUGGUCGACAGUCGUUGUCGAGGAUUGCUAAUUACAUAUGCGAAUAUAAUACAUUCGAGCUGACCGUUUCAAAAAGCUAUAGAAUACCGGAAUUUAAAGAAGACUUAAAAACACUUUAUUCAGCAACUGGAGGAGACAAUAAACAAACUGGCUUUUUAUUCAAUGACACUCAAGUAAUGGAUGAAGGUUUCCUUGAAAUAAUAAAUAAUAUGUUGAGUACAGGAGAAGUGGCCAAUUUGUACAAAUCAGAUGAAUUUGAAGAAAUAAAAAACAGAAUAGGCAAUGCCGCUGCAAAAGCCGGCGUGCCUUAUACUACUGAAGCUCUCUACACGUUCUUUAUUGAAAGAGUACGAUUAAACAUGCAUGUAAUACUGUGUAUGAGUCCUGUGGGUGAAGCUUUUAGGAACAGGUUAAGAAUGUAUCCAGCCUUAAUAAGCUGCACUACUAUUGAUUGGUUUUGUGACUGGCCCAAGGAGGCUCUUAUAGAAGUGGCUAAUAAAUACAUUGAUGGUGUGGAUUUUGUUGCAACAAUAACUGGAGAAAAACUAGUAAGCUUCCCAAAUAUUUAUAUGAAACUUAUUGAUUCAAGUGAUGUCAGUGAAGAGCAAGAGGAACGGUUUCAUCAGGACAUCAAGGAAAUGGAGAAACGAUACCAAGAAAGAAUGCUAGCUGAAAAACGAGAAGAGAUUGCAUCGCAAGCAAACAAGCUACGUAACGGAUUAUGGAAGAUAGAAGAUUGUAGACAAAAAGUAGAACUAAUGUCUGUAGAGUUGGAAGAGGCUCAAGCAAAAGUUGAAGAAUUUAAGGUGCAGUGCGAUGAAAUGAUCGUUAUAAUUGCCGCUCAGAGAAGAGAGGCCGACGAACAACAGAAGGAAGUUACCAUAAAGAGCAUAAGAAUAGGAGAAGAGGAAAUACAGUGUAAGAAACUUGCGGAUUUAGCGCAGGCCGAUUUAGAUGAGGCUAUGCCAGCAUUGGAUGAAGCUGUUCGGGCUUUAGACGCUCUUAAUAAGAAAGACAUUAGUGAAAUGAAAUCUUAUACGAAACCGCCUGAGAAGGUUAAGCUGGUUAUGGAAGCUGUAAUGAUUUUAAAGCAGGUAGAUACCAGUUGGGAAGAAGCUAAGAGGCAAUUAGGUGACCAAUACUUCUUGCAAGGUCUACGCGAGUUUGAUAAAAAUAAUAUUUCUGAUAAAACUAUGAAGAAAAUACAUCAGUAUACAACGAACCCAGAAUUUGUACCAGAUAAGGUCGGCAUUGUAUCUGUUGCUGCAAAAUCUCUUUGUAUGUGGGUCAUUGCUAUAGAGAAAUAUGCAAAGGUUUGGCGAGUUGUGAGACCCAAAAAGGAAAAGUUAGAUGAAGCUUUAGAAUCGUUGAAGGAGAAGCAGAGAUUGCUAGCAGAGGCUCAAGCAAAAUUGGCUGAAUUAAAUAUGAUGUUACAAAAGCUGCAACGAGAAUAUGAAGAAAAGCUACUCCAAAAGGAGGAGCUGGAUAGAAAGGCUGAAAUGCUUCGACUGAAAUUAGAAAGAGCUGCUAUGUUAGUAGAGAACUUAUCAGGAGAAAAAGAAAGAUGGGAGCAAACUGUAAUUGAUCUAAAAGGCAAAUUUAAUAAUCUACCUGGUGAUUGUCUACUUGGAAUAGCAUUUAUUUCUUACAUGGGGCCAUUUGUAACGAAAUAUCGAGAUGACAUGGUAGAUAGGUGGAAAAAGGAGGUUGAAGAACAAGAAAUUCCAUUUUCCAGUGAUUUUAAUGUAGUAAAUUUCCUAUGUGACCCAACAACGGUACGAGAAUGGAAUAUUCAAGGCCUACCAUCUGAUGCAUUCAGUACAGAAAAUGGAAUCAUUGUAGUCAGAGGUUCUAGAUGGCCUUUAGUAAUUGAUCCUCAAACACAAGCCCAGAAGUGGAUUAAAAACAUGGAAGGCAAGAAUGAUUUACAGGUUAUCGAUUUAAGUACUCCUAGAUUUAUGGGGGUAUUAGAAAAAGCAAUACAAUUUGGGAAACCAGUUCUAUUACAAAAUAUUCUAGAGGAAAUGGACCCAUCACUGAACCCAAUACUCAAUAAAGCCAUUGUGAAGCAAGGUGGAAUGGAUUUAAUUAAACUAGAUGACAAAAUGGUCUCAUAUAACCACAAAUUUAGGCUAUUUAUUACAACUAAGCUUACUAAUCCUCAUUAUCCACCCGAAAUAUCUACCAAAACAUCUCUUAUAAACUUUGCAAUUAAGCAACAGGGCUUAGAAGCUCAACUUUUAGGAAUUGUAGUAAGAAAAGAGAAACCACAACUUGAAAUACAAAAGGAUGAAAUGGUACUAACAAUUGCAAGAGGCAAGAGAGCUUUAAUUGAUUUGGAAAAUGAGUUACUAAGACUUCUUAAUGAGACACGCGGUUCUUUACUUGAAGACGCUGAAUUAUUUAACACACUUCAAGUCUCUAAAGCCACCGCAGUUGCUGUUGUAGAGAGCUUGGCAAUUUCUGAAGAAACAGAAAUUGCUAUUGACUUAGCAAGAGAAGGAUACAGACCUUGCGCCGAAAGAGCCUCCAUCUUAUUUUUCGUUCAGAAUGAUAUGGGAAAAAUUGAUCCUAUGUAUCAGUUUUCAUUGGAUGCCUACACGUUACUUUUCACUCAGUCUAUUGAAAGAAGUUCAAAAUCCAGCAACUUAAACGAUCGCAUUAACUUUUUGAAUGAUUAUCACACUUAUUCAGUUUAUAAAAACACAUGCAGAGCUUUGUUUGAAAGACAUAAACUAUUAUUUUCGUUUCAUAUGUGUGUUAAAAUUUUGGAGGCGUUGAAGAAAAUUGUACCCGCAGAAUACAAUUUCUUGCUUAAGGGUGGUGUUGUGCUUGAUAGAGAAAAUCAAAUAGAUAAUCCAUGCUCUGUAUGGUUAAGUGAAACUGCAUGGGAUAAUAUCACUGAAUUAGAUAAAAUAGCUGGUUUCCAUGGAGUUGUUAACACAUUUGAACAGUUUCCUCGAGACUGGCACGCAUGGUAUAUUCAUUCUGAACCCGAAACGUUGCCUUUAAUAGGUGAAUGGGACGAUCAGUGUAACGAGUUUCAAAAAAUGCUUUUCGUCAGAUCCUUGAGAUCCGAUAGACUGUCCUUUUCCGUAUCAAACUUCAUCAUUAACAAUUUGGACCCUAAAUUUGUGGAACCACCGGUGCUUGAUAUUCGAAGCGUCUUGGAAGAAUCUCUGCCACAGACUCCUUUGAUUUUCGUACUGUCCUCUGGAGUUGAUCCAACAAACUCGCUCAUCCAACUAGCUGAAGCCUUUGAUAUGACACCUUACUUCUUUUCGUUAUCUUUAGGCCAGGGUCAAGCUCCAAUAGCUACAAGAUUAAUACAAAUUGGAUUAAAAGAAGGACAUUGGGUGUUCUUAGCGAAUUGUCACUUGUCGCUAAGUUGGAUGCCAAAAUUGGAUAAGAUUGUAGAAACAAUUCAAUAUGGAAAAAUUCACCCUGACUUUCGCUUAUGGCUUAGCUCAAGUCCUCAUCCUGAUUUUCCUAUAUCAAUCCUCCAAGCGGCUAUAAAGAUGACUACUGAACCGCCGAAGCUGAGCCAUGAUGGUAUGAAAGAGGACUCCCUGGGGUCUCCCCUCCGUCAGACGGAUUGGUCCCAGGAAGCCACCGAUGCGGUGCCUGAGGGUCAACGAGAGACUGCACAACGAACCGGGAGAUCCGAUGCACAGCCCCCUAACCCAGCAUGCGGGCUUGUUCCAUCUGCCACCUCGAGUCCAACACCAAUUGGCGGGGCAGUAAUCGAAGCUAGACUCCUGUGGGCCCCCCGCCGCCCGAGUACCGCCUUCCUGGCUCGCCCGAGCUACGCUUCUCGCAUCUACUCUGCUUUCGCCAUACAGUGUGCAGCCCCCCUAAAGGGUCAGGCUGCCCACCCGAUCCACAUAAUGCCACCGGCAUUUCAUUAUGCUUCACGUCGUAACCCCCUUAAUGGGUCAGGACACUUACUUCGCCUCAGACAUGGGGUAGGGAAGGCAUCUACCCAGAGGACCUCUGACUUUUCGGCGCCUGUCGAGGUUCCCAUGCGAUUGCCACUAUUGGUGUUGGUGGCCGCACCGAGAGAGCCUCACUUUCGACUCGGCAGGCAUUACGGGAGGGAGAGGCGACCCCCGUGUUAUCCUACCUCGUCUGUGCUGGGCUUACGUCGCGUUCGACCGCCAGCUGCCGCGUACUUGCCCCUCGGGGCUUCCGCGGCGCUUUAUGGCACACCAGACGGGUGCUUCCGGACCUUCGCCCGUGUCCGUCGGCUGCUUCCCACAAUCACUUUGCUUCCAGAUGCCCGGGUGUCCUUUUGCUUCGCCACAACAUUAUUUGUCUCAAAUGUGUGUUAUGCCUUUCUUAAAUUUACACCUUUUCUUUUGCCACUAACAUUUACUGAUAUAAGAUUACUUAAGGUUUCAGAAAAGCUUCUAUCUAUAUAUCUGGAUGAAUAUAACCAAACAACGCCAUGGGAUGCAUUGAAGUACCUCAUAGCAGAUAUAAAUUAUGGUGGCCACGUUUCUGAUGAUUGGGAUAGAAGACUUCUUACCACUUACAUCAACCAAUAUUUUUGUGAAGAUGCUUUGAAUGUUCCGUUUUAUAGGCUGUCUUCUCUACCGACAUAUUAUAUUCCCAAGGAUGGUUCCCUACAAUCGUAUCUCAACUACAUAAUUUUAUUGCCAACCACAGAUCGACCAGAAGCUUUUGGUCAAAACAGUAACGCAGAUAUUACUUCAUUAAUUAGUGAAACUAGAAUGAUGUGUGAAACAUUAAUGUCGUUGCAAAUUAGUGGAGCUGCUGGAAGUGAAGGUUCAACAGAAGAAAAGGUAGCACAAAUGGCAGCUGAUAUUUUAUCGAAAGUUCCAAGCCCGAUUAACUAUGAAGACACUGAAAAACUAAUGGGAUAUAAUAAGACUCCAUUAGAUGUAGUACUACUACAAGAAAUCUCAAGGUAUAAUAUCCUGCUUAACGGUAUGAUAAAGUCUCUAGAUGAACUUCAGAAAGGUAUUAAAGGAUUAGUCGUUAUGUCGAUGGAGUUGGAAGAAAUAUUUAUUUGCAUUGACGAAGGUCGCGUACCAUCCUCUUGGAUGAAAGCUUAUCCAUCACUCAAACUGCUUGGAUCAUGGACCAGAGAUCUUGUCGCAAGAGUAGAACAUUUUGCGAAGUGGGCAGAAACAACACACCCCCCUCUUCUUUUCUGGCUGGCUGCCUACACCUUUCCAACUGGAUUUUUGACUGCUGUUCUGCAGACUGCUGCAAGAGCAAUGGAAGUCCCUAUAGAUAUUCUGGGUUGGGAAUUUACUGUUCUCACCGUAGAAGAGAAUGUGAUUGUUGAACCUCCAGAUGCGGGUGUCUAUUGCCGGGGAACGUUCUUAGAAGGAGCAGGUUGGGAUAAGAAAAAUGCCUGCCUAAUUGAUCCAGCGCCAAUGAAACUUGUUUAUCCAAUGCCAGUUAUACUUUUUAAACCAGCAGAAAUCCUUAAGAAGAAAACAAGAGGUUUAUACGUUUGCCCAUGUUAUUAUUACCCGGUAAGAUGUGGAGUUCAGGGUUAUCCAGCUUUUGUUGUAGCUGUCGAUUUAAAAAGCGGAAUGGAAGCAUCCGAUUUUUGGGUGAAAAGAGCAACUGCACUGCUUUUAAGUUUACCUACGUAA
Messenger RNA from Agrilus planipennis (emerald ash borer), 8940 nucleotides. RefSeq names its product dynein heavy chain 2, axonemal-like (gene kl-2). The transcript has 40 exons. NCBI's taxonomy places the organism in Eukaryota, Metazoa, Arthropoda, Insecta, Coleoptera, Buprestidae. The record is from RefSeq and is a predicted model, not a curated record. Bases 1 to 8940 code for a protein of 2979 amino acids. Gene Ontology annotation, molecular function: dynein light intermediate chain binding; dynein intermediate chain binding; minus-end-directed microtubule motor activity. Gene Ontology annotation, cellular component: dynein complex. Gene Ontology annotation, biological process: microtubule-based movement.